Molecule: messenger RNA, 955 nt
Organism: Quercus lobata
Lineage: Eukaryota; Viridiplantae; Streptophyta; Magnoliopsida; Fagales; Fagaceae
Exons: 2
Coding region: 47-694 (215 amino acids)
Source: RefSeq, a predicted model, not a curated record
GGUUGGGAAUUUAUUAGACAGACACAAAAAACUGGAGGCUGAGUCAAUGAUUUAUCUUCAAGCCAUUUUCACUACAUUUUGGACAAUCUGGAACCACAGAAACACUGUGGUUCAUGAAGGCAAACAACCUAACCCCAUGGAAGUAAUUCUAAAAGCUCAAAACCUUUCUUGCAGGUACCAGGAAACUCCUACAAAAAAUGCAUACAUCAACAGGAAUGCUAAGGAGACAAUCUCAGGCACUCGGUCACUAGCAGGGCCUUGGCACCUAAUGAUCAAAAUUGCUGGAGUCAGGAGGAAGAGAGCAAGGAGGAGUGCGUUGUUUUGUGGUGUAGCUAGUAGUGCAGUAGACUCAGCUUAUGGGGCAUCUCAAGAAGCUCUGGUGGAGGCAUCUAUAAAAGCUAGGAACGCUGGCUUUCAUCAAGUACUAAUCCUAAGCAAUAGCAGAAGAUUGGUCCAAACUGUCAACAAAGAAAGGAACCCAAACUGGCAGGAGAGGACGAUGAUGGAUGAUCUAUCUUCCCUUCAUCAAAAUGGCUUCGUUUUGAAGAUGCUUUUUGUUCCCAAAGUUGUUAUAAACUGUGUCUGUUAUGUAGCUAAUAUAUCAACUCAAUGCCAUUUCACCCAUGCUGGUCUAGACCAACUAUUUGUAACAAACUCCCUGUUUUCUCCCUUUGAAUGGUAUAAAAAUAAAUAAAAAUAAAAAAUAAAAAAGUCAAAAAGAAGAAAAACAAUUUUAUUUUUGGGGUAAAUAUAGUGAUUGUUUUUCGCAUUUUGGAUCAAUACAAAGCUAAAUUUCUACAGGAAGAGAGCUUUUGCACUAUAUAGGUGCUCAUAUUAUGUGAGGUUGUGUGUGAAUGCCAUAGAGGAGAAAUAAGUUUAAGAGGUGAGAGAGAUAAGGAAGAGAAAUGGUUCGGAAAUUUACAAACACAAAAUAAUAAUUGGUGAAUUUAUAAUU